GGAUGUCGCGUGUAAACGACGUCAUCUUUAAGCUCACAAAGUGUGGCUAGGUAGUAAGCCACACACACACAUUUACAGGUGAAUUUAAUGCUGUUGGGACAAUCGCUCUUCGCCUAUUUGAUCACAUAAGAUGUCUUCACUCCUCAAGGUGGACAAUGAAAUUAAAACCAAGGUUGAUGCUUUCAGGGAACGUAUCACUUCAGAAGCAGAGGAUCUAGUUGCAAAUUUUUUCCCAAAGAAGUUGCUGGAACUUGAUCACUUCUUAAAGGAUCCAAUCAUAAACAUCGCUGACCUGAAGGAGAUACACUCGGAGAUAAACCUGACGGUGCCCGACCCCAUUUUGCUCUCAAACCUGCAUGACGGACUAGAAGCGCAAAAUGCCAAAAAGAGAAAGCUCGAGGAUGGAGAUGAUGAGGCCAUGGUGACUGGCACCAAGGUCUUUGUCAUGCCUGGUGGGAUGAUGAAGAGCAACGGAAGCCUUGUUGAUCUUAUUGAAAAGGUCAAACCAGAGAUCAGGACACUUAUAGAGAAAUGUAACACAGUCAAAAUGUGGGUUCAGCUGCUUAUCCCCAGGAUAGAGGAUGGCAACAACUUUGGAGUGUCAAUCCAGGAGGAGACGGUAGCUGAACUCAGAACAGUUGAAGGAGAGGCUGCAUCUUACCUCGACCAGAUAUCACGAUACUACAUCACAAGGGCAAAGCUGGUUUCUAAAAUAGCAAAAUAUCCACAUGUGGAGGACUAUCGGCGCACAGUAACCGAGAUUGAUGAGAAGGAAUACAUCAGUCUGAAGAUCAUAGUUUCUGAGCUCCGAAAUCAAUACGUAACGUUACACGACAUGAUCCUGAAGAACAUUGAGAAGAUCAAGAGGCCUCGGAGCAGUAAUACUGACGCAUUGUACUGAUGUUCAUCUAGCCAUCUCAGCCUCCACCCUCACCCCUCCCGUCAACUCCCUGCCAUGCCUGUUGAGCUACAGUAGCCCCGCCCUGGUCCACAGGACUUCCAGUACAAUCAACACAACACAGUACAAAAACAAUAGAUGGACACAGCACACACACGUUUUUGUUUUAAAUGUAAAAAUAUGUUUCUUGAUUUAACCCCUAUGACGGAAAAUGGGGAGCUUGCUCAUAGACAACACAAAGCGCUAUGUAUUUUUUAAUUUUAAUGAAACAUUUCGUCCUCAGAUCUUUUGUGAAUUUGCUUCAUUUAUAUCUCUUAAAAAGAAUUCAGAGUAAAGUGGUUUGUUUUCUGCUCACCUCACUGAAUUUUACUCUUAACUGCAUCUACGCAACACGAAAAGAUGUUUGUUUGUUUUCCGCGAAUGUUAUACAUUACACAAUAUAGUCGUAACAUAUAUGAACAGGUUUUAGGUCCACAAGCCUUUUCGUUUUCAGUGAAAAUUCCCAUCUUAUGUUGAGGGAGGCAUUGAUUCUGUUGAAUAAAACAUUUUUUAAUAAGACAA
This is a messenger RNA of Perca fluviatilis (European perch), 1459 nucleotides long. It is a transcript of the gene psme3, whose product is annotated as proteasome activator subunit 3. The coding region runs from base 131 to 901 and encodes 256 amino acids. Gene Ontology annotation, molecular function: endopeptidase activator activity. Gene Ontology annotation, biological process: regulation of proteasomal protein catabolic process; regulation of G1/S transition of mitotic cell cycle; positive regulation of endopeptidase activity. Gene Ontology annotation, cellular component: nucleoplasm; cytoplasm; proteasome activator complex. The transcript is spliced from 10 exons. NCBI's taxonomy places the organism in Eukaryota, Metazoa, Chordata, Actinopteri, Perciformes, Percidae. The record is from RefSeq and is a predicted model, not a curated record.